AGUGUUUUUUAAUUUAAUAAAACGCAAUACGGCAUAACAGAUGUACAGUGCCAUCUGCAGCCGACCGGCGAUUUGUUACAUCGCUCUUAUCGCAUUGUACUCGUCACGAACGCUGCAAAUGACGGAUGCUAGAGAUGCAUGUCUGAAGGAUUACUCGCAAUCGUGUCCAGAAGGAUGGACUGAAUCAAUUGUAUAUUCUGCUGCUUGUGAAGCGCCAAUUAACUACAUUGGACCUUGUGCCACCAGGUUGCCAGUUGUCAUGACCAAACAAGAUAAGGUUGAAUUAGAAGAGAAAUGCAACAUCAACUGGCCCUGUUUCAAUACUUGCGAUAUUGAAGAAAAUGCCAAAUGUCCGAUAUACUGGUAUAUGGAAGAUAACGUUUGCAAACCAUCGCCAGGAUACAGUGGUAGAUGUGUUGAACCCAUGGAUCCAAAUCAAAUGCAUCAACAGGAAAAAAUACUUUGGGGAAAUAGAUGUCAAGUAAAAUGGCCUUGCAAGAAAAAAUGCAAUACAAAUUACUACGCCAAAUGCCCAGAGGGGUGGCAACUAGAUGGUUAGGACAUAGAACGCAUAGUAACUAAAUCCAGAUGCAAAAUGUAUAGCCCCGGUUUCUUACAACGGACCAUGUUUCACCACGGCAGAUCUGUCAUUUUUCACAAAUGAUAUGAAGGUAAGACCAUAUAAGACGUUAUAAAUUAAAACAGGCACAAUUCGAGCAAAUAUGCAACGUCACAUUCCCAUGCAAAUAAACAUAAA
Babesia bovis T2Bo is the source of this 757-nucleotide messenger RNA. RefSeq lists its product as uncharacterized. The record is from RefSeq and is a predicted model, not a curated record. Bases 41 to 559 code for a protein of 172 amino acids. NCBI's taxonomy places the organism in Eukaryota, Apicomplexa, Aconoidasida, Piroplasmida, Babesiidae. The transcript is spliced from 7 exons.